This is a messenger RNA of Annulohypoxylon maeteangense, 3874 nucleotides long. RefSeq names its product SNF2 family N-terminal domain-containing protein. Gene Ontology annotation, cellular component: nucleus. The transcript has 3 exons. The coding region runs from base 1 to 3678 and encodes 1225 amino acids. Lineage: Eukaryota; Fungi; Ascomycota; Sordariomycetes; Xylariales; Hypoxylaceae. Gene Ontology annotation, molecular function: DNA binding; chromatin binding; ATP binding. The record is from RefSeq and is a predicted model, not a curated record.
AUGGGACGGACAACCUCGCCGUUCCCAAGUAGAGGCUCAGCCUCAAUUCCCGGUACUCCGGGGUUGAGUCGUAAUAACCAAUCUAAUGGUCGAACACAGACCUCUAAGGCUGCGUGUAUCGAGAUAGAGGAUGACGAAAUUGAUGAGCUUGAGGAUGGCAGCGUUCCAUGUUCCUCACCCUACUUUACCCAACCGACGCAAAUAGUAAACCGAGCCACCCAGCCUACCCAAAUAGUGAACCGCACAACACUAAGGGAGCCGUCUUCACCUCCAGUGCCGGGUACGCCAACUGCCGUAAUUGAAGUUCCUGCUUCAUCGCCCUUCCAACCAAAGAGUCAGACGAAACCUCCAGCUGUCAAAGAGAAGAAGCUUGGCGUAGCAAGUAGAGUUGGGUCGCUAAUGGCUCCGGCGGGAACUGCAUUUAGACCGCCUACGAUGCAGAAAGCAUCGCGCGUAGCUAAGGGCUCUACUGGGAAGAAAGACUACUUGGAAAUAUCCGACGAUGAACUGUUGGAGGAUUAUAAGAAGCAUGACAGUUCUGAUGAUGACACGCCUGCUAGGGGAGAUAUACGGCCUUCUUCUUUCGUAAAGAAGGAGAACAACCUACUCUCAUUAUCGAAUUCCGGGGCUAAAUACCUGGAGAACAUGGAUAUCUCUCUUAAAGAUAUUCGUGAUGUUAGGUUGCGACACUUGACCAACCAAGUUUAUAAAAUUGUGCAGAAAGCCGUACCUGGAAUUACUAUCCGGAAGUGUAGGGAAGCGUUGCAGAAGGAUGUCAGUUGGCAGGUUUCCAAGGCUGUUGACUUGCUGACGGGCAGGCCUACAAAAACUCUAUUAUUGUCAAGACCGUCGGAGGCUAGUGAUGCAUCACUUGGUGCUGAUACUAACCCCACGACUGAUGACAAUACCAAAACAUCAACAACUCUCACCAAAGGAAAAAUUGCCCCUCCACCAAAUUCUAUACACACUUUCCUGAAAAAAAAUCCAUCUACUUCGAAUUCAAGUAACUCUUCUUCUCAAACAUCUUCACAGUCAUCACGUACACAAACUUCUUCUAGUUCCUCCAAUUCAAUUCGCUCUACAGUUACUAAGGAUAGUUUACCUCGUCGACGACUUGUCCAAGGUCGACAUAAAUCAACAACCCCAUCUGCAAUUUUUUCUACACCCUCAUCCCCCACCUCAUCCUUAACAAGUCUUACGGAGUCAAGAGAACCAUCUAUUUCAAUUGAUUCAACAAUGGCUCCAACAGACACUACCAUCAACCUCGACCCUGAGCCGGAUGACGUUCCCCGCCGUCGCCGAAGACUUGUACGUGGUCGUCGCGAAGCGUCACCACCCGUUAUCACCAUCCCCUCCGAUUCGGACCAUGACACACCACCCCCAAGCAAAAAGAGAAAACUUCUGUCGGCCAAAGAGGGCAAAGAGGCCAAAGAAGUUGAACCCGCAUGCAAGCCAGUUAAGUCCAAGAAGCGCAAGGCCGAGGAACAACUCGAACGCGAAGUUGAGCCUGAGCCUCAACACGAACCUGCAUCCGAAUCUUUAACCGACCAGGGCAGUGAUAACGGCUAUGAAGACACUAAUUCUCCAGAGCCAAGCGAGCAAGAAGCGAACGUUCUCAAGUAUCUAAACACGUGCACGGUUGAAGCACUUGGUCACAUGCUUGGGUCUGGACCGAACGCAAAGAUCAUGGUAUCUGCACGACCUUUCAAAAACAUCACCGCCGCCCAGAAGGUCUCGCGAGUAGAGAAGGGCAAAUCCAAGAACAAGAAUAAGAGUAGGACAGUGGCAAUUGGCGAGGACAUUGUCGAAAAGCUGACCUCUUGGAUGGAAGCUUGUGAAGCAGCCACCGCUGUGAUCAAUGAAUGCGAUAGAAGAGGCGCAGACAUUAACCUCUCUAUGUCUAAGUGGUCCACCGACAAGAAUGGACUGUCCCGAACUGAUUCAGAGGAUCUUGAAGAACUUCCUAUCAAGAGCAAGCCGGAGUUAAUGAGUGAAUCGCUCAAGCUGAAGUCAUACCAACUCGUCGGUUUAAAUUGGAUGAACUUGUUACAUUCCAAAGGCUACAGCGGCAUCCUUGCCGAUGACAUGGGUCUUGGCAAGACUUGUCAAGUAAUAUCAUUUAUCGCUCACCUAGUAGGAUCGGAGCGAGAGGAAGGUGCCGGAGUUCCUUGGCCAAAUCUGAUCGUGGUGCCCCCUAGCACUUACGAGAACUGGAUCGCAGAAUUUGAAAAAUUCGCCCCUGAGAUUAACAUCAUCACCUACUCAGGAAAAAGCCGACGGGAUAUUCACCCACGAGAUGCCCGAGAUUUCCAUGUAAUCCUCACCACCUAUCCCCAGAUCGAGCGUCAACCAGAAGACCUAGCAUUCCUUCGAAAGGUCAAACUACAUGCUGCGAUUUUCGACGAGGGCCACAGGUUGAAGAAUUCGGACAACAAUAUUUACAAGCAGAUGAUGCAAGUCCCUUCCGAGUGGCGACUUGUGCUUAGCGGCACUCCCGUGCAGAAUAACUUGAAGGAACUCCUCACGGUGCUCCGAAUCCUUGAGCCUAGCAUAUUCGAAGAGGCGUCUUUCGAGACCCUGAGUAAAAUCUUCAAUACUAAGGUUACUAACCAAGAUGUCCUAAACUUCGCAGCGUUGGCCUCGGAACGCGUUGAUCGCGCACGAUCAGUAAUGGCUCCUUUUAUUCUGCAACGACGCAAGGAAGACGUCCUCGAUCUCCCUAAGAAGACGGAUCGUCUUGAGAUCGUAGGGAUGCACGAUAUCCAGAAGAAGAUCUACGACUCUAUCAAGGGUAAAUACUUCCUGUCGAACGGUGUUAAGUCCAAAGGAUCUCACCCUUGGAUGCAACUACGAAAAGCAGCUAUUCAUCACCAACUAUUCCGAGACCAUUUCACCGAUAGCAAGGUCGAGAAGAUGGUAGAUAUACUAUGGAAAAAAUGUUCUGAAGAAGAACUUGGUGUUCAGAGCAAACAACCACGCCACAGGGCUCGUCUCCUAGAAGAGCUGAUGGGAAAAUCUGACUUCCAGCUACAUCUUUGGUGCAAGGACUUCGAACAGUAUAUCGGUCACUUAGAUAUCCCCGACCGCUCUUGGGAAGAUAGCCCGAAGGUUCAGAGGCUUCUUGAAAUGGUUCGUGGCUACAUGAAGACAGGCGAUCGCGUGCUUGUGUUCAGCCGUUUUGAGAUGGUGAUAGACAUCCUACGGGAAACUCUACACCAUGCUGGCAUCAAGUACUGUUGUUUGACGGGCGCCAUGGACACGGCCGCACGAUUUCCCGAAUGUCAGGAAUUCACGAACAAUACCGACAUUCCCGUAUUCCUAUUAACCACCGGAGCCGGCGGUACUGGUCUAAACCUGACGGCCGCAAAUAAGAUCAUCAUCUUCGACCAAUCCGAUAAUCCACAAGAAGAUGUGCAGGCGUCCAACCGAGCCCAUCGAAUCGGACAGACUCGAGAUGUCGAAGUAAUCCGACUGAUCACGGAGAAGACUGUCGAACGGCUAAUAUAUAAUUCUUGUAUAAAGAAGCUUGUCCUAGCUGCUCGUGUCGCGGAAGAGUUUGCGGUAGAAGACGAGAACCAAGAAUCUGUCGAAGAACAGUGCAAGAAGCUCAUGCUUUUGGGAGAGGAGGAAGAGGAAGUCGACCUAGCUGAGGUGGCUCCGGCGAGUCAACAAGUCUAAUCCGGGCUGAGCACCGGCGUAUACUGAGCGGCAGAUUACCCUUCGUGGGCCCUUCGCUAAAACGUAUACCGACUACACACACUGCUUAUGUCAAAAUCCCUCCCACCGACAUAUGACAUAUACCGCUUCUACCUGCUCACAACACUUAUCCGACUGCCUUUCAACUUUCUAUUCGACACACAUACCGGUACUAUAC